CUCCCCUCCCGCCCUCCCACCAGCACAGACAGAGGCUAAAAAUACCCUUGUCCCCACGUGGCUGCCCAGCCCAGCCUAGAAGGCCUUCCCUGCGGCCCUGGCCAAGCUGUCCUGUUCCGCCGAGUUCUCAGAGAGGAGGCCCAGGGGCCCACAGGCUCUCAGGCGGGCACCCAGCCCUUCUUCCCCCUGAGUGGGUGGGCCGCAGGGACCCGCACUGGCUUGGGCGGUCAUGGUUCAGAACGUGGACGACCUGGAUUUCCACCUGCCCUCGCAUGCCCAGGACAUGCUGGACGGCCUGCAGCGGCUGCGCUCUCAGCCCAAGCUGGCCGAUGUCACGCUGCUGGUGGGCGGCCAGGAGCUGCCCUGCCACCGCGGCCUCCUGGCGCUGAGCAGCCCCUACUUCCACGCCAUGUUUGCGGGAGACUUUGCAGAGAGCUUCUCGGCACAUGUGGAGCUGCAGGAUGUGGAGCCCACCGUGAUGGGGCAGCUGCUGGACUUUGUGUACACAGGACGACUGACCGUCACGCAGGGCAAUGUGGAGGCGCUGACGCGCACAGCCGCGCGCCUCCACUUCCCUGCCGUGCAGAAGGUCUGCGGCCGCUACCUGCAGCAGCAGCUGGACGCCACCAACUGCCUGGGCAUCUGUGAGUUUGGGGAGCAGCAGGGGCUGCUGGGUGUGGCUGCCAAGGCCUGGGCCUUCCUGCGGGAGAACUUUGAAGCCGUGGCACAUGAGGACGAGUUCCUGCAGCUGUCCCAAGACCGGCUGGCCACCUGUCUGGCCAGCGACCUGCUGCAGGUGCAGCCAGAGCGAAGCCGGCUGGAGGCCCUGCUGCGCUGGGUGCGCCAUGACCCAGAGGUCCGGGCUGCCCACCUGCCCAAGCUCCUUGGCCUGGUGCACCUGGAUGCUGUGCCCAGGCCCUGCGUGCAGCAGCUGCUGGCCACCGAGCCCCUGAUCCGGGAGUCAGAGGCGUGUCAGGUCGCACUGUCCCAGGGCCACGAUUCGGCGCUGCUGGCCCUCCCACAGAAGCUGGAGGAGGUUCUGGUGGUGGUGGGCGGGCGGUCCCUGGAGGAGGACGAGGAGGGCGCCGAGGAGCCGACCCCCCACCCGGCCAACUUCACCUUCUACCACGCCAAGGCCAAGAGGUGGAUGGCGCUCCCGGACUUCCCCGACUACCACAAGUGGGGCUUCUCCCUGGCGGCGCUGAACAACGACAUCUAUGUCACAGGGGGCUCGCGGGGCACCAAGACGGACGCAUGGGCAACCACCCAGGCCUGGUGCUUCCCGCUGAAGGAGGCCACCUGGAGGCCCGUGGCGCCCAUGCGGAAGGCCCGCACGAACCAUGCCAGCGCCGCGCUCAACGGGGAGAUCUACGCCGUUGGCGGCACCACUCUGGACAUGGUGGAGGUGGAGAGCUACGACCCUUACACAGACACGUGGACGCCCGCCAGCCCGGCCCUCAAGUAUGUCAGCAACUUCUCGGCGGCCGGCUGCCAGGGCAGGCUCUACCUGGUGGGCUCCAGCGCCUGCAAGUCCAACGCACUGGCCCUGCAGUGCUACCAACCCGCCACAGACUCCUGGAGCGUGAUUGCCUCGCCCUUCCUCCCCAAGUACCUGUCCUCCCCACGCUGUGCCGCGCUGCAGGGAGCUGUCUACCUGGUGGGCGACAACACCAAGAAGGUCUACGUGUACGACCCCGGGGUCAACCUGUGGCAGAAGGUGCAGCCCCUGCACAGCCUGCACGAGAACGGUGCGCUGGUGCCACUGGGCAACGCGCUGUAUGUGACCGGCGGCCGCUGGCAGGGCAUGGACGGCGACUACCAUGUGGAGAUGGAGGCCUACGACCGCGGGCAGGACGCCUGGAUCCGCCACGGAGCCCUGCCCCGCCUCUGGCUCUACCACGGAGCGUCCACCAUCUUCCUGGACGUGUCCAAGUGGACCCGGCCCUUCAGCCCCGCCCCGGAGCAGUAAGCAGCUCCUGGUACACCUGAAGGGAGCCAGCUGAGCCCCUCCCACCCACUUUGUUCACUUGGUGCCACUGUCCCCUCCAGGGAUCGGGCUGGGCUCAGGCCACCAGGGACAUUAGAGGACAUAGCCUUCAGGUCCCCGGCCACCAUGCCAGCUUGGAGAUAACCAGCAGCCAGGGCGUGGACCGGACCCCUGCAGAGGGGGAAGGGCAGCUCUCCUGCCCGUGGGAGGGCCUGGAGCCUCAGAAGGGAGUCGGGGGUCAGGGGAGCAUUGUCAGAACCCCUGAGCUCUCUGAGUGUUGGCCUUUCCUACCGUGUGUCCCACUGGUGCACAAAUAAGGGGUGACCUGAAGCCAAUGCUGCUGGGGAGGCUGGUCGGAAGGCCCCGGGGGGGAGUCAGCACAGGCCUUUGUGGGCCUGCUGCUGCCAAGCCCGCGGCUGUGUGUCCACAGCCGUCCGCUGUCCCGCUCUGGGCCUUGGGCUCCACACCCACGUCCACGGCUGCCUAGCGUGUGCAGUGAGCCCUCCCUGCAGGCAGCCCCUGCUUGGCGACACUCAGAGGUGCUGGAAGGGAGGAGGCAGGGCGAGGGGCCAGGAGGGAGGGUCCUUCUGCCUGAGCAGAGGCUCUGGGGAGGUGGGGUCAGCAAAGGCUUCCCAGGUGAGUAGGAGGGCCACUCUGGCCAGGACGACCCCGUCCCCUGGGGUGGCUUGCUUCAGUGCAACAGUGGAAGUCCCCAGCGGGAUGCCCAUGGGGGCGAGGGCCCUGCAGGGUGUCCCAGGAAGCCCUAGGGCGCGCUGGUGACUUGUUCCCAGACAGGCUCCGGGGCGAGGGCAGAGCCUGAUGGAACCUCCUGCCAGCACGUGGUGCACCCCAGGUCCCCCACCUCCCCUGUCCCCGGGACUGACCAGGGCCCCAUGCAGAGCUGGCUCAGCCUCUCUGUCCUCUGUCCUUGUGACCAAGGCACCAGGUUUGUAACCCACGGGACAAUGAAGGGCUCUCACUGGGUGCUAAUGGCCGUCCCCGCCCCCAUCACAAGGUUCGUUAAGGAACGCAGGGCUGCAGCCCUGGGUCCAGCCCUGCUCCUGCCCCGGCACUGACCGGUUCCCUCUGGCCCUGGGCUUCCCCUCCAGGGCCAGUGCACAGGCUUGGGGUCCGGAGGGGCCUCCCACAGGCCUGCAUUCUGAGGCGGGAUCCCCGGGCCCUCCCGCAGCAGAGAUCUGAGUCCUGACACCACACGCCUGUUCUUGCUGGGGAGUUGAGUUUGUCCCGGAGCCUGGCAGGAGCAGGGCCUCCCGGGAGGCUGCUCCCAGGUCUGAGGGGACACUUGGCCGGUGGAGGAUGGAAACGAAGGGGGAGGUUUCUGGCAACCUUGAAUCUUUCUUUGUGAAAAUCAAAAUGUUUUCUAAACAGUUAUUAAAAGUGCUCAGCCAAGUGCUGUUUCAAACCAGA
This is a messenger RNA of Manis pentadactyla (Chinese pangolin), 3415 nucleotides long. It is a transcript of the gene KLHL30, whose product is annotated as kelch like family member 30. Bases 230 to 1969 code for a protein of 579 amino acids. Gene Ontology annotation, molecular function: protein binding. Lineage: Eukaryota; Metazoa; Chordata; Mammalia; Pholidota; Manidae. The record is from RefSeq and is a predicted model, not a curated record. The transcript is spliced from 8 exons.